ACAAAUACUUUCAGUCCUGUGGUUCCUGUAAAAAUCAAUCUCUAUCGUCAUCUUGCUCUCAUCAAUAAAUACCCUAUAAUAUCAAAGAGUUUAUAACCAUAUUGUUUAACAUCAUCAUAAUUAAGUUUCUGUUACAAGUCCAAUGGCAAAUGACCGGGAAGUUCUACGCGAAAUAUGGGACGGAAAGUUACCCAUUUGUUUUCAACUAGAUCAAGAAGAAAUUAUGGAAAUCCAGCAACCCGACCCAUUCUAUGUAAUGGUCCCUCGAUUAAGCUACUUUCCUUUAGUAACAGAUAAGAUGAAAAGGCAUUUCCUGCGAUACAUAUCCCAAGAAAAUGCAGAUAAUGAGAUGUGGCUUGAUUAUAAUGGGCAGCCCUUGAAGUGGCACUAUCCUAUAGGCUUUCUUUAUGAUCUGUAUUGUGGCAGUGACCCGCAGCUGCCUUGGACACUGACUGUGCACUUCACUAAGUUUCCUGAAGAUAUUCUUCUUCAUUGUCCCAAUAAAGAUGUUGUUGAAGCUCACUACAUGUCAACAGUCAAAGAGGCUGAUGUGCUGAAGCAUCGAGGCCAGGUCAUGUCCACAAUGCAAAAAAAGGACCAUAACCAGUUAUGGCUGGGUUUACAAAAUGACAAAUUUGAUCAAUUUUGGGCAAUAAACAGGAGGCUAAUGGAAUCCCAUGGUGAUAAUGAUGGUUUCAAACACAUUCCAAUUAGAAUAUACUCAGAUGAAGGUAUUUGCUGUCAACGUUUAGUCAACCCCAAGAAUGCAGAUGGCAGUAGAAAAGUGUUACAGCAAAUGAUUGAAGAUUUUUAUCCAGACAAAAUUGAUGUGAAAUUGAGGACACAUGGAGUAGUUAUCCCCGGUGAUACCCCACUGCAAUGGCUCUCUGAACACAUGAGUUAUCCAGACAACUUUCUGCAUUUUUGUGUGUGCUAAAAUGACCUAAGAAGUAAUUAUAUUUAACUAAUGUUAAAUUGUAAUGAUAAGUUAUAAUAAACUAUUUAUAAAUGCAUUCCUAAAUAA
Molecule: messenger RNA, 1024 nt
Organism: Plodia interpunctella (Indianmeal moth)
Lineage: Eukaryota; Metazoa; Arthropoda; Insecta; Lepidoptera; Pyralidae
Gene: Atg5
Product: Autophagy-related 5
Exons: 5
Coding region: 143-937 (264 amino acids)
Biological process (GO): autophagosome assembly; autophagy of mitochondrion; nucleophagy
Cellular component (GO): cytoplasm; Atg12-Atg5-Atg16 complex; phagophore assembly site membrane
Molecular function (GO): Atg8-family ligase activity
Source: RefSeq, a predicted model, not a curated record